AUGGCGAAAGAUGCUCGGGACAGCUGGGGGAGCCCCAUGGAGUUUGUUCUGGCCUGUGUUUCCUAUGCCGUCGGACUGGGAAACGUGUGGAGGUUUCCUUACCUCUGUCAAAUGCACGGUGGAGGGGGAUUCUUGAUACCAUAUCUCAUCAUGCUGGUCCUGGAGGGCGUGCCUUUGUUCUACCUGGAGCUCGCCAUUGGUCAGAAGAUGCGUUUAGGCAGCAUCGGGGCGUGGACUGCUAUAAGCCCAUAUUUAGGAGGAGUUGGCCUUGCCAGCGUUGUGACAUCUUUGUACUUGUGUCUCUAUUACAACAUUAUCAAUGCUUGGAGUUUCUGGUACCUCUUUCACUCAUUUCAAUCAGUCUUGCCCUGGGCAGUCUGCCCUGCCAAUUCCAACCUGACCGGACCUUUAGAAGAGUGUGAAAAAGCAACACCCACUCAGUAUUUCUUCUACAGAGAGACCCUUAACAUCUCGCCCUCUAUUGAGGAGAAUGGAGGCCUUCAUAUGGGCCAGGCACUCUGCUUCCUGCUUGCGUGGGUGAUAACUUAUCUAUUCAUCGUCCGGGGCAUAAAGUCGACUGGAAAGGUUGUCUACUUCACUGCAACAUUUCCAUACCUUGUCAUGUUGAUCUACUUGAUCCGAGGGAUGACUCUUCAUGGAGCUUUGAAUGGUGUCAAAUACAUGUUCACACCUAAGAUGGAAGAACUUGCCAAUCCUACCACUUGGAUCAAUGCAGCCACUCAGAUCUUUUUCUCCCUGGGUUUGGGCUUUGGCUCGCUCAUCGCCUUUGCCAGCUACAACCAGUACCACAACAACUUUGAGCGUCAAGCCAUCAUUGUCUCUUUUAUCAACAGUGGAACCUCCAUCUUCUCCGCUAUUGUCACGUUUUCCAUAUAUGGGUUCAAGGCCACUGUCAACUAUGAGACCUGCUUGGAGAGGACUCGCAUUCUGCUGCUGAACACUUUCAGUCUACCUGAAGCCAACAUCACGAUUGACAAUAUUUUUGAAAUGAUUGAGAAGCUGAACUCUACAUAUCCAGUGCAGUUCGCUGAACUAAAACUGGAAGACUGCAGCCUUGAGAAGGAGCUAAGCACUGCCGUAGAGGGGGCAGGUCUAGCCUUCAUAGUCUACAGUGAGGCCAUAAAGAACAUGCCAUUGUCCCAGCUGUGGUCCGUGCUGUACUUUUUCAUGCUUCUGCUGUUGGGAAUGGGCAGCAUGCUGGGAAACAUCACAGCCAUUAUCACCCCGCUGCGAGACUUCAAGGUUGUGGCCCGCAUUAGCGAUGAGGUCUUUAACGGUGGGGUGUGUUUGCUGUGUCUUCUCCUUGGCCUGGGCUUCACAACAACAUCAGGAAACUAUUGGUUUACCAUGUUCAAUGACUAUGGAGCCACUUUCUCCCUGUUGUUCGUCGUCCUCAUUGAGGUCAUAGCGGUCAGCUAUAUUUAUGGAAUCAGAAGGUUUGAAAAAGAUAUAGAAGACAUGCUUGGUCAUCGUCCUAACUGGUACUGGAAGAUCAUGUGGGCAGGAGUCAGCCCCCUUCUUCUCAUCUGCCUAUUCGUGUUCUAUGUUGUGAACUACAUCCAAGGUGGAACGCCUACCUACCAAGCAUGGAACAAAGACCUGGGGAAAUCUGAGCAGACGGAGUAUCCAGUCUUUGGUCAGGCUUUCAUCGGACUGCUCCUGGUAUCGUCAGUGAGCUGUAUUCCUCUCACAGCUUUGUACGUCUUUUGCCAAAGGAAAAAACAUGCGCAGCAACAUAAGCAACAGCUCACUGUGAAUACAGUUGCUGCUUAGAGACUGAGCGGGACAGGGAUGAACUUCUUACCACAACCGUUCUGACUGAAAAAAUGAGACUGUGGAUUGUAUAAAGAAAAGAUGGCAAGCAAUAAGCACCCGUUUAUGUUUUGUAUUAUAUUAUCUGUGCUAGUUCAAUUUGACGUGAGCCAAAGCUUUUCAAGAUUUGUCAUGAAGGUAAAGGUGUUUUCUGAAUAACGUGGGCUUGCUGGAGAAAUCCAGAUGCAGGCAUGAGAUCUUUCUUUAUUUAUCAGAUAUAUUUUUCACUGAAUCAACUGUUGCUUUGAGCCAAUCAACAACCAGUACUGUGGUCUGAGUCUAACGUUUUCUGUACAGAGCAAGAAGGACUCCUUAAACCCUUUUAACUAGUUUACACAUCUAAACUGAGGAACCUAAUGUAGGUUUUGUCAUUGGUGUAAAUAAAGUGUAGUUUGUCUGAUUGUCAGACGUUUUUAACAAAUAUAGCUGUAUUCAGUAUUUUAUAUGAAUUUGGUUCCCUAUUUGUGUGAUAAUGAAAUGAAUGUAUCUUUGUUCCCAAAACAAGGAGCUAUUGAAUGUAGGCUUUUAGAUUUUAUUUUCAUAUCUAAUUUUUUUUUAUAAAUAUAUUUUAUACUUUUUUUAGGGCUGCACUGUCGCCUCACAGCAUGAUGUGAACUAGUUCAAAUUAUAGCUGAGGUAUUUUUGUAUAAAGCACAUUUUCCUACAUGAGUGCAUUGAUCUCCUGGCUCAUAGAGUUGGAUCUCACAUUAAUUGGUCUUGUUUGUUUUAAUGUGAUAGGGUUUUUUAUUCAACUGUGUCGUCACGGUGAUCAAGUGUUAAACAAGUAGCCUACCUUGUGGUUGUUACCUCCUGAAAUACACAGUCGCCUCCAACGACUCUAACGCCAGCGGCUGUUUUAAAAAUGGUUGAAACUAAAUAACCAUCCAUUUAAUUCUAAUCAAACAAAAAAACAUAAUUUUGCUCUUCGUAUGUGUUCUUCAUAUUAGCUUUAUGUGUUUAUUAUUAUUAUUUCAGCAGUUGGGCCUUUUAUGUUAAACAAAUAUACAAUAGGAUUGUAUGUUUUCUGGAAAAAUUACACAAGAGCGGCUGAAUUAAGAUCACAGUGAGAAAAUAUGUUGGAGAAAGAAUUAAAUGUUUAGACUGAAUAUUGCAGUAAUAUGAUAAACUGUGUAAAAACUUUCAAAAGCAGAUUUAUAUAUUUGUUGUUUAAAGAAUGUGUCAGAAAUUGUUGUUCUUUAUGAAUCAGUUUUCUUAUAGUAAUUGUACAUGUGCCAUUUUUAGUAAAGAAAAUCCAUUACAUUACAUUUCACAGAUUUUGUGUCCGAUUAUCAAAACUAAAUUGUUUGUCUUCGACACUCCCAGCUACUGGUAUUCAAAAUAUGAAUCAGUUGCUCUUUGAUUGCUUGUAAAGAAAUGCAUUUUGCUUUUUUUUUUUUUAUUCAGUCUGCGAAAUAAGAAGUCAGUAUUCAUCACAGACAAUCAGCAGCUAUUGAGAAUGAUUUCCUGUUAAAUGUUCUAAACAUUUUACACUACCUUGUUAUUGUUUUUCGUUUUUCUUUUUUCUUUUUUUUUUGAAGGCGGGGGGGGGUUGCUUUUACAAAUAAAUACAAAACUGA
Messenger RNA from Cyprinodon tularosa, 3410 nucleotides. RefSeq names its product sodium- and chloride-dependent transporter XTRP3-like. Gene Ontology annotation, biological process: sodium ion transmembrane transport. The record is from RefSeq and is a predicted model, not a curated record. The coding region runs from base 1 to 1794 and encodes 597 amino acids. Gene Ontology annotation, molecular function: L-proline transmembrane transporter activity. NCBI's taxonomy places the organism in Eukaryota, Metazoa, Chordata, Actinopteri, Cyprinodontiformes, Cyprinodontidae. Gene Ontology annotation, cellular component: plasma membrane. The transcript has 11 exons.